AUGGCUGAAAAUAAAGUACCACCACCUCCGUCUGCGCUUCCCGACCUGCAAUCCCUUGGGCUGGGCACCGGAAAGUCCAAUCCAUUUGCACCAAGAGCAUCCAGCGCCUCCCCUUCCGCGCUUCUUUCUGGUCUUCCACCACCACCAGCUGCGCUUCCUGGGCUCGGUUCAACCACGAAGCCGUCGCCAAAUGCUUCUCCCCUGCCCCCACCGCCGGUCAGCAUCUUGGCCCAACCUCCAUCGACUGUUGAAGAACCCCUUGCCAUGCCGAAACAGCCUUCACCCUCACCAGCAGCCGGAAAACCUCUACCACCCAUGCAACCUCCGAUUAAAAAUGUCACGCCCCCUCCGCCGGCUGCCCUGUCUCCAGUAGCUCCGCAGAAUCCCGGGCCGCCUCCGAAUAUUGCCGUUCGUGAAACUUCCCCGCCUUCUGCUCAACCUGUAUCACCUGUACCGCCACCUAGGGUUCCGGAAGCAACAGCCGAAGCACCCAAGGCGCAGCCCGUGAAAUCAGAUACGGCUCAGCCCACGGAAGGAUCUGGUGAGGGUAUGUUUGACUGGCUGACGAAGCAAAUGCACGAGAACACAUUCCUAUCGAAAGUGGCCGAGAAGGCGAAGGUGGGAAUGGAAACUGUACUGACCACGCUGGACCCUGGGAUGAAGGAUUUUAUGGGAGACGGCAGUGGUCUCGUCGAGCUGCAUGUUGCCACCGAGGAUCCGAUGGUAUCUUCGGCUGUCCGCCAAGGCUUUGAGCGCGUCUUCAACAGUGCUGUUGUUCGUGGUGUCCCCGUACCGCAAGACGAUAGCUCUCGACUCAGCCUCUCGCUCGAAGCGGCCGACCGGGUUUGUGCAGAGAAGGUGAAGCGGCUAGCGGCCUCUCGUCUGGCCAGCCCAGCAUCGCCAUUCAUCGUCCUGCAGCCAUACAUUAUGCAGAUUGGACAAGGACAUUUUUACGCGAUUCGACUGAUGCUCCGCUGGCGAGGCGUCGACUUCUACACGUUCUCCCAACCCGUCGAAUUGUCGCCGGAGCUCGUUGCACAUCUUGAGAAAUCCCCGAAACAACCGGAUGGCGGUCUCGGCCAAUCGCUGGAACAAAUGCAUGGCAACGAAAACUUCCUGCCCUUCCACCCAAGCGAGCUUCUAAUCCUCCCAGCCGCGUUGAUUGCCAGAAAAUUGAGUGCUAAGAUUGCCGAAGAAGCCCAGAAACAAGAGGCCGCCUCCAAUCCAGCUGAAAAAGCA
This is a messenger RNA of Mesorhabditis spiculigera, 1239 nucleotides long. The record is from the annotation of a GenBank genome assembly. Lineage: Eukaryota; Metazoa; Nematoda; Chromadorea; Rhabditida; Rhabditidae.